Molecule: messenger RNA, 3620 nt
Organism: Capra hircus (goat)
Lineage: Eukaryota; Metazoa; Chordata; Mammalia; Artiodactyla; Bovidae
Product: serum amyloid A-4 protein
Exons: 4
Coding region: 337-729 (130 amino acids)
Cellular component (GO): extracellular region
Source: RefSeq, a predicted model, not a curated record
ACAGGGAUGAGAAGGGAGUAGAGUGGAGAAGGACCCGUGUCCUCCCACACUUGAUUCUUCAAAUACAAUUCUCUUCUGUUCAAAUACGGCUAAGAAGAGAAUAAGUCAAUUAGGAAAAAUUGCUGGAACACAAAUAUCUUGAAUGACUCAUUCAAAACAAGCUGCUUGAGAAUAAGGAAAAUACUAUUAUUCAAUAUGCUAACUUGUUUACACAGAAGAAUUGAGCAAGACGGACAUCACUGAUGCCCACUGGAUUUAAGACCUCUCUUCCCACUAACACCAAAGCCAAGAGAGAUACCAACUACUGAAUUUCAGCUGGAGAAAAAGCACAGCACAAUGAAGCUUUUCAUAGGCAUUCUUUUCAGUUCCUUGAUCAUGGGAGUCACCGGCGAAGGCUGGUAUUCAUUCUUCAAGGAGGCUGUGCAAGGGGCUUCGGACUUGUGGAGAGCCUACUGGGACAUGAGAGAAGCCAAUGUUCAGAAUUCAGGCAGAUACUUCCGCGCCCGAGGGAACUAUGACGCUGCUCAAAGGGGCCCUGGGGGCGUCUGGGCUGCAAAAAUCAUCAGCAAUGUCGGGGAGUACCUUCAAGGAUUCUUACACCAGAUUUACCUUGGAAGAGACAGCUAUGGGUUGGAGGACCAGGUGUCCAACCGGAGAGCUGAGGAAUGGGGCCGGAGUGGCCAAGACCCAGAUCGCUUCAGACCUGCAGGCCUGCCGGAGAAAUACUGAGUCCUGCUCCCUCUGCUCUUAAGGGACUAGGCUAUGAGCCACACAACACUUCUCCAAAAACAGGGAAAUAGUGUCACUGAGCUCUGUCACCCCAGGAACUGAGACAGGUACCCAGAGGUGCCCAAUAAAUGUUUGUGGAACUGAACGUGUUGAUGGAAGCUGGAGUCUUCGAGUCAGACUCUGGGGAGAAAGGCCUGCUGGCACCAUAUGGACGGUUAAAGCUCUGUGGAGGACGAGCCUGCGACUGCAGGGCCCCAGGAAUCCCUGACGACCUGGACCCUGCUCUGUGCCCACAUGAGCCCAUUGAGCCCCAGGACUCUCAGGACCCCAUUUCUCCUCCUAAGUAAGCCUGAGCUGGGAGAGCACUGGCCAUCACGCUGGGCUCCUCAGUGGCUGGGGGCCUGACUCUGGCACAAGCCUGGGCAGCCCCAUCCCCACUUCUUCCUCCCCAGUCACUGUGUUGCUGCUUCAGGCCUCUCUGUGUCCUGACUCUCCACUGCCCAGCCAGGUGCAUCCUGACCCACCUCACUCCAGGCCUUAUCCCCAGGGAUCUCUUUCCAAACCAAGAAGGCACAUUUGCUUUGGGAAGACCAGUCUCAUGACACCUGUCCUGGAAACUGAAUCUCUGACCCCAGUUGUUUCUCAUCAACACCAGAGCCAACCCCUGACUCAACUGUUAACGGGUCUCAGCUCAUUUAACCUAAGAAAUCAUUCUCAGAUGAGUUUCCCUUACCUUUAUCCUCACUAUCUUUGGGUCAAACAAAAUACUAUUUUCACUUCUAGAGUGAAUGUCAGCUAUGUGGAUACACACUUCCAGGGCACUUUAAGAGAAGCCUCUUCAGAAGCACAGACCGAUGGUGAUCCAAACUCUGCUGGGGUGUGGGAAGCUGAGGCAUGGUCAUCAUAGAGGCCGUCAUUUCCUUUCACUGUAAAUGUUCUAACGCUGCAUGCAUCAUUUGAUUUAUCACAAAGGCUUUGCAGGUCUCAGCUGAAGAAAUGAGGCUUGGAGGUGAGUGAUCUGGACCUUGGUCCAGGUCACACCUGUAGUAGAUAAGCAGCCAGGACUGCAGGCUGGUGUGUCUGACUCCAGGAGGGCAGGGAUGUGGUGUCAAGACCGAGAGGUUCAGAGGCGGGGACGCUCUCCUCCACGGAUCUCCAGCGUGAGAGCCCUUAUGCCCAAGAGAUGCCUGACUGGUUACAGACACACCACAGCUUGUUCUCCUCAUGUGAACAGUGCCUUGCAGGGUCCUUGCCCUCGGUAUCUGCUUCCUUAAUAAAUUCCCUCAUUGAAAACUGAGACUUCAGUCCACAUCACUUCUCACUUUUGAACGUUUUUCUCUUCCUUUUGUCUUCAAACUUGAAUGUCUGCCCACCUGCAUGUUCUGCUUCCUCACUUCUGACUCACACUAGAACCCACACCAGCCUGACCUCUGUCCCCACCGCUCAGCAAAAUAGCUCUGGUCACCGCUGCCCUCCAUGGUGCUAACUGACAAGUUCCUGUUUCAUACCAGGAAGGCUCUGAGACAGGCUCAGCACAGUUGUCUUCUCCCUCCUUUCUGGUAGGUUCUCUCUUGGCUUUUGUUUACCCUCCUUUUGUUUCCCUUUAAUCUCCUUUAUCUCCUUAGCUGGGUCUUUUCAUCUCCUGAACCCUAAGGGUGCUUCAGACUUGGUUCUGGGUUCUUUCUUUCUUUUUUUUUUUUUUUUUCCACUUUUUAUGUCUAUAUUCUCCCCAACAAGUAUAGCAAAUAGUGUUAUAUGCUGAUGGCUCUGAAAACUAUACCUCCCAGCUCAGAACCUUAUUUCCCAGAUCUGUGUUUAUACAUUCGAUUGGCCUCUAAACACCUCUGCUUGGAUGGCUUCCAGAGAUCUCAUACUCGGUAUGUCCCAAAGGGAACUCUCAUCUGCCUUCAGAACUCUUCACCCACAGGCCUCUCCAUUUCAGCAGCUGACAUCAUUGUUCCCUCUGUUGCUCAACCCAGAAAUUGAGGCAUGUCCUUGAGGCUUCCCUUCCCUUUACCCCACAUCCAGUCCACUAACAAGUCCUGUGAUUCAACUUCCAAAAUUCAUCUCUAGUCCGUCAGCCUGCUCUCAUAUGCAUCUCCGUGCUCCUGGCCACACCAUUUCUCACCUGGGUUCUUGCAACAGCUGUCUAACCAGUCUCCCCAUCUUCAUGGCUUUCCUCUCUGCUUAAGGUGACUGUAUAAUUUUUCAUCUAAACCAAGUCACUUUCCACUGAGGAAAAGGGCCUUAUUGAUGAUUAUACAUGGAUGGCAGGAAUAAACUGAAAUUGUCCUGGGUAAAAGAGAGCAUGUAUUUACCCCACCUCUCAGUCUAGCGUACAAAUUAUAUUCAGGUCUUGUCUCUUCCCCACUUAAAUUCUUCCAUGGGUUCCCAUUUCCCUAGAAUGUAAUCCAGUGUGCACUAUCCCUGGCCACCCUCCAGCAUCAUCUCAGGCCACACCCGCCCAGGCUCCCUGCCCCUUCAUCUCACCAACAAGCCACGCUUUUAUUUGGCACAGGACCUUUGCAUAUGACAUUUUCUCUGUUCAGAACGCUCUUCUGCUUGUUCUCCAUAUGGCUGUGUUUCUCACCUGUGGAGCUCUCCUGAGAUCACGCUUUCCUGAGAGAGGCCUUCCUGGUCAUCCUGGCUGACCUACUCUGGUUAUUCUGUACUUUUUGCCAAUUUCAAUAUGUGACUCUUGUACUAAAUUUUUGGUUUAUUCCUCUGAAUUUUUUUUGAUUUGGUUUUGAUGCAUCUUCCUCCCUUCUAUUAUAGAAUCAGUGAGAGAAGUGACCAUUUCCUUCUUGCUUAUAUCUGAAUACCCAGUCCUGGCACAUAAUGGAAUUUCAACAAGUGCUCAUUGGAAAUUAAUAAAUGAAUACUUGAAUCCA